Messenger RNA from Hymenoscyphus albidus, 614 nucleotides. The record is from the annotation of a GenBank genome assembly. Lineage: Eukaryota; Fungi; Ascomycota; Leotiomycetes; Helotiales; Helotiaceae.
AUGCCGAAAACUGAGCGCUCCGACCGAGUGGAGCUAACUCUUGAACAAUUCAACAAAUGGAGCUUGAAAGGUUCAAUUUACGUUGGAUGGCUUUCAGAAGAUCGGAACAUACGCGUUGGUGCGACAUUGUUGUCAGGUUCGGAUGGGGAAGGGCAUCUCGAAUACCAUAUCCUCUACAGAAAACCGGCCAAUCCUUCGCACGAUAAGUAUGUCCGGGAUCUUUUGCUCGAUCGUCAGGAUGAAGGCAAACUUUGCGUGGACUCACUUGACGUGAUUCUGGACCCCAGAGUGUUUCCUGGACAUAAGAGCUCUCUUCGUAACCUGACCAAAAGGGCCCAAGACAAGCUUGUGGUGGAGUUUCUUAUUGGGCGAUUUUCAUUGGAAUUUGGAGAUGAAGGUAAUGAUAGCGAACAUCCUGGCUAAAACAAACAUUUGAAUGCACAUUAACAAAUGACGCAGCAGUACCUCGAUUGUACCCACCUUCUCCCGAUUUGGAGCAACAAGUAUUGAUACAAAAUGACAAGAUAUCAAAGCUUAUUAUUGAACUAGUGAAUCUAGAAUACCGAUUUAGAUAUGUGGAAGAAAUUGUCAAAGAUUUAGAAGAUACCAGGUAG